UUUUUUUUUUUUGAGAGGUUUCAUAAAAAAAAAUAUAUAUAUAUAAAUAUAUACACAUAUUUACAUAUUUUUAUAUAUAAACUUCGAUCCCUUUCCUUCUUUUUUAUUUUUACUCUUUUACUUUCCUUUGAAUACGCAGGUCGUUUUUCAGUUUUAAAUCUUUCAUUAUGCAAACUCGUCUUAUUCCUGUAUUUAUCGCACUCAUUGCACUUUUAAUUACCUUGGUUACAGCAGCACCUGUCGACACUUUAGAGAAGCGAAAAAGUGGCAAGGUAUAUGAAGGUACUGCUACCUGGUAUAAACCUGAAACUGAAGGUGGAACUAAAGGUGCCUGUAAUGGAAAAAAAAUUAGCUCCAAAGAUUAUAUCGUUGCUCUCAAUCAUAAGCAAUAUGGUAACAUGGAUAAGAACUCUGCUUGGUGCGGCAAAAAAAUUUCAAUCACUGGUCCUAGAGGUACUACUACAGCCACUAUUCAAGACGCUUGUCCUGGAUGUGGAUAUGGUGAUCUCGAUUUAACUCCAGCUGUCUUUGAGGAAGUCGCUGGUGGUUUAAAGAAGGGCGUUGCUAAAAUCUCAUGGAAAUUGGCUUAAAAGGAAAUAAUCAGAUCAAGCUAACAUCUUCUUCCACUAAGAAAAUUACAAUCCGACAAAGCAAGUAACAAAAUUGACUUUGCACUUUUUUUUCUCUUUAUAUUCAUAUACAUGUAUAACUUCAUACCAUUCUCAUUUAAAUUAUAAAUAAAGUUUUUUUUUUUUUU
This is a messenger RNA of Cokeromyces recurvatus, 757 nucleotides long. Its product is annotated as RlpA-like double-psi beta-barrel-protein domain-containing protein-containing protein. The coding region runs from base 168 to 590 and encodes 140 amino acids. The transcript has a single exon. Lineage: Eukaryota; Fungi; Mucoromycota; Mucoromycetes; Mucorales; Mucoraceae. The record is from RefSeq and is a predicted model, not a curated record.